CGUAGCUUCUCUGGUCAAAUGCGGGCUUUCUGACCGGUGGAGCUCGCGUCAGGCAACCAGUCAUCGCCAACCCGAAUAGGAAGGUGCUUCUCGCAAUGAUUCUGCGAAAUAUAUAAGUGGUUAAAUAUACCUUGGCCAAAAAGAUAAUCUCCGAUCCCAAGAGUGUCACGACUGCAAAAUCGUCAGAACAAGUCCUUCUACAAGAGAUCAUACAUAAUGACCACCCUAACACCACCGGUCCAGUCACCGACAACAGAAGAUGAACUCCCACCCCCUCUAUUUCCACCCUCCCGCAUCACAGUCCGGCCCAUGCACCCUCUCGACGCAGUCUCUAUGGCCCAGCAUGCCACUUCCCCCAUGGUAGCGAAAUACAUGUCCCCCUCCUUCCCGCACCCUUACACGCCCUCCGACGCCACACACUGGAUCAACCUCAAUCUCGGCGCGUCCGCGAACAGCUUCGGAAUCUAUAACUCUGAAUCCCCCGGAAUCAUGAUUGGCAAUGUAGGCCUCAGGUUUAACCCAGAUGCCAACGCGAACACAGCAGAAGUCGGAUUCUGGCUUGGAGAUGCGUACUGGGGACGAGGAUACAUUACAGAGGUGUUGGAGAAAUUUACUGCGUGGUGUUUUUCGAAGGAACAGGAGGGAAGGGGCUUGUGUGUGUUGUGGGGCGGGGUGCUCGAUGGAAAUGUGGGCAGUAUGCGCUGUUUUGAGAAAGCUGGAUAUGAGCGAGAGAGAGUGCUCAAGGAUCAUUAUGAGAAGGGUGGAAAGCUUCUGGAUAUGCAUAUUUUCGGGGCUGUGAAGGGGGAUUGGGAAGAAAGGAGAGCGAGGAAACAUGUAGAAAAGUAGGAUGAAACAGAAUUUGAUAUGUUGGGGUAUUUUUAGGGACCUGGCUUCGCAAUGUAGGCCUGUAGCUGCAUGAACAGCAUCUCGACUGGGACGUUAUGCCUGGC
Dothidotthia symphoricarpi CBS 119687 is the source of this 950-nucleotide messenger RNA. Its product is annotated as GCN5-related N-acetyltransferas-like protein. The record is from RefSeq and is a predicted model, not a curated record. Gene Ontology annotation, molecular function: acyltransferase activity, transferring groups other than amino-acyl groups. Lineage: Eukaryota; Fungi; Ascomycota; Dothideomycetes; Pleosporales; Dothidotthiaceae. The coding region runs from base 217 to 846 and encodes 209 amino acids. The transcript has 2 exons.